CAGGAAUAAUGUGAGCUGUUUAAAGACUCUGCGCUGCUCUCAGCUCAUCACCGCGUUUUACCUGCGAAACAGCCGGAAGUUCAGUGUGUCUCUCUCGGCUUUUCAGCGUUAAUGUGUGUUAGAAGCCCCCCCACCCCUGCUCUCUGUUUGGCUGUUUCCUAACAUACAAGCAUGGAGACUCCGCCCACUUCUGUUUUCACACUCGAGCUGGUCAGAAGGACUUCAGACUAGCUGGAUCACAUCGGACCAGGAGCUCAGACAUGGCAAGCUGCUCUGGAUGUGGACCGGGAUACCGCAGCCCACUGGACGCCAUGAAGGGUCCCCGGGAGGAGAUUAUCUACCUGCCCUGCAUCUACCGCAACACCGAUACCCUGAAACCCGACUACCUGGCCACUGUCGAUGUCAACCCCAAAUCCCCCACCUACUGCCAGGUGAUCCACCGACUGCCGAUGCCGAACCUUCGUGACGAACUGCAUCACUCCGGCUGGAACGCCUGCAGCAGUUGCUUCGAUGACCCAACCAAGAAGAGAAACUACCUGAUUCUGCCGUCGCUGAUCUCCUCCAGAGUCUACGUGGUCGACGUCGGGACGGAUCCCAGAGCACCCAAAAUCCACAAGAUGGUGGAGCCUAUCGAGCUGUACUGGAAGUGUGGGCUGGCGAACCCUCACACCAGCCACUGUCUGGCCAGCGGUCAGAUUAUGAUCAGCUGCAUGGGAGACCCGUCAGGUAACGCCAAAGGUGGUUUUGUUCUUCUGGACGGUGAGACGUUUGAGGUGAUUGGUAACUGGGAGCACCAAGGUGAGGCGGCGCCUUUCGGCUAUGACUUCUGGUACCAGCCUCGGCACAACGUGAUGAUCAGCACCGAAUGGGGAGCGCCCAAAGCUCUGGUUAACGGUUUUAACCCAGCUCAUGUCAAAGAAGGCCAUUAUGGCAGCGCCCUGAAUAUCUGGGACUGGACCACCCACAGGAAGCUGCAGAGGCUGGAUCUGGGUGAAGAGGGCGCUAUUCCUCUGGAGGUCCGAUUCCUCCAUGACCCGAGCGCCACUGAGGGCUAUGUGGGAUGUGCUCUGAAUUCAGCCAUCUUCAGAUUCUACAAAACAGCAAAGGGGGACUGGGCUGCAGAGAAGGUCAUCAGUGUUCCCAGUAAGAAGGUGGAGGGAUGGAUGCUACCUGAGAUGCCAGGUCUCAUCACAGACAUCCUGAUCUCACUGGACGACCGUUAUCUCUACUUCAGUAACUGGCUGCACGGUGACAUCAGACAGUAUGACAUCACAGACCGGAGAAACCCACGACUGGUCGGCCAGGUGUUCUUGGGAGGAAGUAUCGUCAGUGACGGGCCUGUCAGGGUCCUGGAGGACCCGGAGAACCAGCAGCAGCCCCGCCCCUGCAUCAUAAAGGGGAAGCAUAUCCCUGGAAGUCCUCAGAUGCUGCAGCUCAGUCUGGACGGGCGGAGGCUUUAUGUGACGACUUCUCUGUACAGCGGCUGGGACAAACAGUUUUACCCCGACAUGAUCAGAGAGGGGUCAGCGAUGAUGCAGAUCGAUGUGGACACUGUGAUUGGCGGCCUUACCCUGAACGAGGAUUUCCUGGUGGAUUUUGGCAAAGAGCCCGACGGUCCGGUUCUGGCUCAUGAGCUGAGGUACCCAGGCGGAGACUGCACCUCCGACAUCUGGCUGUGAAAUCCUGCGUCCGUCAGCUGAACCGUGAUCGUCCUCAGCUUUAGAGUCCAAACCCCGUUUCAGGACAUAUCAGGCAGGACUCCGAGUAUUUGAAAUGUAGCUUCUGGCGUCAGCAUCACACAUUAAAAGAAUUUUAUUGUUCAUCACAGACAACAACAGAAAGGGGGGGAAAAAAAACAAAAAAAAGCAAAUGGAAAAUCUGCUGCAGAGAUCACCUUUAGGAGUAAAAUUUCCAGCACACACACACAGAUAAAUGAAUUUAAUUAAUAAAUAGCAGUGAUGCGAUGACAGGCCUAUAGUUUGAGUGUUGACUUAAAGUUAAAAGAACUCACGAUUAAGAAGAACAUCUAAAACUGAGACAAUCAGUGAGGAAAGAAAACAGUUUUUCUGAGUCCAUUUAGAAAAUCAAACAUUUAACACUUUAAGGAGGAAUUUAACCUUCAUCUUCAUGUCCUAAGCACUUGUUAAAGUCUUUUCAUUCAGAAGCAGAUGUGUCCAGAUGUUCUGUUCAUUAUUCCACUCAUACAUUCAUGAGGAACAUAAACCCUCAGUGUCUGAAUCCUGCCUUUUAAAACAGCUGAAGAAGCAGCUAAAGGGCCGUUCCACUUUAUUUCAGCCUGCUGUGAGUCUCUGAGGGUCCGGCCAACUUUCAGCUUCUAAAUUCAGGUAAAACAAUGCUGAUCAGGACGAAGUGUGGCUCCCUGCAGCUUCUAAAAAAAAAUUCAUGCCUGAAUCAUUGGAUUGUGAAAGAGAAAUUAGAAAUCUUGACCUGAGAUUUAGGAGUCUGUUCAGUGUCGGGCUGCAGAGCUCAUAACACCCAGAGCAUAAAAACACUUUUUCCCACUGUGCCGCAGCUUUUUCAGACUGCACGGAGGGCUGAGCAUUGGACAGAUGAAACCCCAUCAUCAGGACAAGCUGCAGGUUUGUUGGUUUUAGCUCCACAGAGCAGAGAUCCUAAACCUCUGUCAGCCUUAAAUAUAACCCAGUUUUUUUUGUUGUUUUAGAAUAAACUGUGUAGCUCAGCUACAGGUACAGAGCAGUUUUUAUAGGGAGAGGUUCUGUUCAUCCAUCAGGUUUUAACAAAGCAGAAUGGCCCUUUAAAACUUUCCAUCCAGAUCAACUCAGUGGAAACGUUCAGAGUGUGAGACUAAAAGAAACUUCAGUGGAACCGGUUUUUAGUGUCAGGAAGCCUUCAUCUUCAAAACGUCCUCCUCUCUCCGCUCGCUCUUUUUCUACCUCUCACAUCACUUUUUUCUUCUUCCAUCCUUCCUCCUGUUUGUUUUUGGGUUUUUUGCUGCAGAAAAACACCAGCAUCACCUGUUGAAGAAGAUGUGGAUAAAAGCAGGAAACUGUUUUGUAAUGCUCUACAGGCUCUACUGCCCUCAUGCUUAACUCCCUGUUUUACACACGAAAGGAAAAAAAAAAGUACCUGGACAGACUUUCACUUGUUCUUUAUCAGGCUGGGAGAUCUGUAAGAGCAGCAACAACUCCUGAAUGUAAUAAUCAGAGUGAAAAUGCAGAAAAUAUAAACUCCAUCCAUUCAUUUUCUUCCGCUUACCCAGUUCAGGGUCACAAAAUAUCUGAUAAGUUUUUUUCUUGUUGCUCUUGAUUUUAAAAAAAAGUUUGUAAAAUGUCCUUUAAUGUUCACGCAAAGCUGCAAUAAAAACAUUAUUCAUCACAAAUAAA
Molecule: messenger RNA, 3365 nt
Organism: Archocentrus centrarchus (flier cichlid)
Lineage: Eukaryota; Metazoa; Chordata; Actinopteri; Cichliformes; Cichlidae
Gene: selenbp1
Product: selenium binding protein 1
Exons: 12
Coding region: 261-1679 (472 amino acids)
Molecular function (GO): selenium binding
Source: RefSeq, a predicted model, not a curated record